Messenger RNA from Cavenderia fasciculata, 267 nucleotides. RefSeq lists its product as uncharacterized. The record is from RefSeq and is a predicted model, not a curated record. NCBI's taxonomy places the organism in Eukaryota, Evosea, Eumycetozoa, Acytosteliales, Cavenderiaceae. The transcript has a single exon. Bases 1 to 267 code for a protein of 88 amino acids.
AUGCGCUACUCGAGAUAUUUUUCCAACAUUGAAUCAAUUGUUGGUGCUGGAAGAUCUGGUGGCUCCUACGACACUACUAGAUAUCUGACAAUGUGGGUAAAAGACUGUAUCAAUUCAGCUUUAUCAUUUUGUAAAGUGUCUCAAGAGGUCAGAGACCAGUUUCCUGCUGCCAUCUCAGAGGCCUCUGCAACAUUUCACAAUGAUUCUUUUGCAGGCAAAGCAAUUACCAAUGCGACCAAAGAGAUUAGAACCUUGAAAAUACAAUAA